AUGUCAGAUCCAGAACCACACCCAUCUGCACAUGGGUUCUACCCACCAAAGUCUGCAAUAUCUAAAGGAAGCCAUGCUUUGGUCACUGUUGUCACUGCAGGUCACUCAAGGAAGGAUGACACCAUCCCUGUCCUUUUGGUGAUGCAAGCUGCACAAGCAGAUGUCUUUGAUGUUGGUGUUCCAUUCUAUAACCCCAUCACAGUGAUCAAGACACUACCCCUUGAUCCUUGGAGCAAUGGCCUUAUGGUUCCAUUACUUCUAAUAAAGGACCUCCUGCCUGAAGAGGCAUCUGGUUUUCACAGGAAUUGCAUGGAAGUGGGGUGA
Molecule: messenger RNA, 324 nt
Organism: Pisolithus orientalis
Lineage: Eukaryota; Fungi; Basidiomycota; Agaricomycetes; Boletales; Pisolithaceae
Exons: 4
Coding region: 1-324 (107 amino acids)
Molecular function (GO): tryptophan synthase activity
Source: RefSeq, a predicted model, not a curated record